AUCAGAAAUGCAUGCUAGUCUUGCCUACAUGGGCAUGUCAGCUUAUUUUGACAAUAAUAAAGUUGGUAGAAAAGGUUUUGCCAAGUACUUUUUGGAAAAUUCUAAAGAAGAAAGAGAACAUGCUCAAAAACUGAUUGAUUACGUCAAUAGACGAGGUGGCCAAAUUGGUGUGUUUAACAUCAAGAUGCCAUCUAAUUAUACUUGGAGAAGUGGUUUGGAUGCAAUGGAAGAGGCCUUGAGAUUGGAAGAAUCUGUAAAUAACAAAUUACAUCAUUUGCAUGGUUUAGCAGAGAGACCUUGCAAAGAUCCACAUUUGAUGGACUUUUUGGAAAAUGAAUAUUUGACUGAACAGGUGGAGUCUAUCGACGAAAUAAACACUUACGUCACAAAGUUGAGACGCAUGGACAGUGGAAUGGGAGAAUAUUUGAUAGAUCGUGAACUUUCUGGUGAAAAGAUGGAACUGUAGUUUUUCUCUUCUUGGUGCAUUGUUAGUAUGAUAUAUAUUUAAAAUAAUUCUUUCUCACAAGAUUUAAUAUUUGAAAAUUACUCAAUUUUAUUUUUUGGACAAUUUUUUCUUUACAUUUAGUUUCUUUAUCAUUUAUGUUCAAAAAUAUAUUUUUCUUAAACAUUCCUAUGAUGAGAAAUAUACAGCUCAUUCUUUUCCACCCUAUAUUUUCCAUAAUUCUAUAACAAUUACACAUGUAAUGAAAUACCUUGUAAGGUUUCUUAAUGCAUAUCAGAUAUCAAAAAUAAUUCAAGUCAUUUUAUUCUUAAGUUUUGCCAAAGAUCUAUGUAUUGGUAUUCCUGUAAACAGCAAAACAAGAGUAUAUUAAGUUUAUUUUUUUUUUAUUUAAUUAUGUGAAAAUAUAAACUUUUAAUUCAUAUAAAUCCUCAAGUGUAUAACUCACUCUUUCUCCAUAUAUUUUUAAUUAGCAAACUUUCUAAAAUUUUUAGAUAAAUUGUAGCACAAUGCUCCAUAUACAAUAUUAGAUAGAUAAAAAUGUAUUUGUAAAUGUACAAAUAUAUAUACAUAUAUACACAUAAAUAUAUUUGUUUAAUGCUACUUAUCGUUCACAUAUUUCCUAAUUGCCUUCAUAAAAUUAAAAUAUAAGUGAUGAUAUAAAUUUCAAUCUUCGGUCGUAUAAUUUGUAUCCAUUUUAUAUUUUGAUUCCUUCACUCAUUUGUAAUCUAAAUGUUGCGUUGCCAAUCUUUUUAUUUUAAAAAAUGUAAAACACUACUUAGUAACAAUUUAUUAAAACUGAAAA
This is a messenger RNA of Centruroides sculpturatus (bark scorpion), 1265 nucleotides long. RefSeq names its product ferritin heavy chain-like. Gene Ontology annotation, biological process: intracellular iron ion homeostasis; iron ion transport. Gene Ontology annotation, cellular component: cytoplasm. Lineage: Eukaryota; Metazoa; Arthropoda; Arachnida; Scorpiones; Buthidae. The annotation marks the transcript as partial. The transcript has a single exon. The record is from RefSeq and is a predicted model, not a curated record. Gene Ontology annotation, molecular function: ferric iron binding; ferrous iron binding.